This is a messenger RNA of Vittaforma corneae ATCC 50505, 1734 nucleotides long. RefSeq lists its product as uncharacterized. The record is from RefSeq and is a predicted model, not a curated record. Lineage: Eukaryota; Fungi; Microsporidia; Nosematidae. Gene Ontology annotation, molecular function: RNA binding. The transcript has a single exon. Bases 1 to 1734 code for a protein of 577 amino acids.
AUGAAAAAUAACUUAUUUUCUAAAUACCCAUUCAGCCCUUCUAUUUCAAAUACUGCAAAGAAUUCCUCGCUCGGUGACCCAAAAAGUGAAGACAAUCCUUAUCAGAUAAAACAUAAAGUCAUUAUUUUAGACCAGCAAUUAACUACAAACGAGCCUGAAAUGCUUGAACAAGACAGCAGACCUGAACCAGUUUAUUCACUUAACGGUCCUGAAGUUGAUACGAUGUUUCCUUUGAGUCACAGAGGUGUGCAUUCCAUAUUUGAUAAAGAUAAAAUAGAAAGAAACGGUAGCAAUAGAAUAUCUAUCAAAAUACCCCGUGAAUGGCUGGAUGGGAAGUAUAAUCAUGUAAAAACCCAGUUGAUCAAAGGGCACAACACAUUUACAUUUGAAAUGAAAAGAGAUUCGCUGAACAUUUCUAUUGAAUUUUAUUGCGUUGAUGUUAAAAAGACGCUUGAAUUUAUAUGUACAACUUAUGAUUUAAUUUUUAGUGAGCCUGGCGAAAGUGGAGAUGUUGGUCUAAAUUCAUAUGCCCACUCUAAAUGUCGAAAUACAUCAACUUUUGAAAAUAGCGGCUCCUUGACUGAUAAUAUCGUAGCAGAUAUUAAAAGUAUUAGCACGGCUUGCCGUUCUGUCGAUCAAUGCAUGCCAAGAUUUAACGGUAGUCUGUCUGUUUUGAACUUAGAAAAUAUAAAAAUAUCCAACAGACUCUUCAAGACGGAAGUCACAAGCUUUCUCCACGUGAAUUUCCUUCUAAUGAAAAUUCUGUAUUCUAAGAAAUAUAACGGAAUUUUGAGAACCUAUUCUUGUAAAUUAGUUCAGAUUUCGGGAGGUAAUAUGACACGCAUAGCAAUAUAUGGUGAAAGCAGACAGCAUGUAAACAACUGCAGAAGGGAGAUAGAAGAAAUGUAUUAUUCAAAUAUUCUUGUUAACGUGGAAUGUGAUAGCCUUGUUAAUCAACAUAAAGGAUUAGGUAUGAUCGAUAGCUGCCAGAAGAAUAUAUGUAAAGCUUUUAUAGAGAUUAUCAUGGCAAAGGCUGGCCAUAAUAUGCUAUUUGGAGAUGUAGAUGAACUUUUUGAAAGCUUCGGAGCUGUCCACAAAUGCACCGUAAAUCUACUUGUAAAUUCUGAAACGGGCAAUUUCAUUUGUGGAAAGAAAAUGGGGAAAAUUCAUAAAAUUGCCUGUCCAUACUUAAAAGUACUUUUAAUUGACACAUUUAAGUCUGGUUUUGAGGAGCCUGAGUCUUUCUUCAAUUUUAAAAUGCAAGGGCCAACCAAUGCAUGCAUUGGCUGCUACAGACAACUAUUGGAUGAGUUCCCUUAUGAAAUGUGCUUUAGUGUUGAUAGAAAAUAUCAUAAGAAGAUCAUCGGGGUGGAUGGUUGUGUUAUUCAACGAAUAAUGAAAAAGUAUAAUUUUUAUGUAAAGUUUCUCAGUUCCAAAGAAACCAAACUGCUGGGACUUGAGAACAAUGUGAUUUUAAGAACGCCCAGGAAAAACAAGGAGAUGCUAAGUAAGGCUAAAAUGGAGAUACUUAAAUACGUUGGCGAGGAGAAUAUUAUUGGAAAUGUAAAUUAUGUAUCUAUGGCAAAUAAGGGUAUUUUAAUGAGGAACGGCAACAACUUAAAAGACAUGGAACAAGAGCAUGGUAAAAUUGGCAUUGAAUUAGAUGCCGAAAUAUCCUUUGAAAGCAUAAAAAAGGCUGUUGAAAUGAAUAUUCAAAAGGAGAGGUGGUAUUGA